UUUCCUAUCCUUCACCAACAACUCCAACGUAGAGCUUGCUCUGUUUCCUUCCAAAGAGAUCUCGAGUAAGCAAUUAACUGCGCACAAAGAUGUCGUCGGUGGCACCGGUGGUGAACGCAGAGUACAUGGCGGAGAUCGACAAGGCGCGGCGGGACCUCCGUGCGCUCAUCGCCAGCAAGAGCUGCGCUCCCAUCAUGCUCCGCCUCGCAUGGCAUGAUGCUGGCACCUACGACAAGAAGACCAACACCGGAGGGCCCAACGGCUCGAUCAGGUUCCCGGAGGAGCACAGCCACGCUGCAAAUGCAGGGCUCAAGGUCGCCAUCGACCUUCUAGAACCGAUUAAGCAAAAGCACCCCAAGAUCACAUAUGCAGACCUCUACCAGCUUGCCGGAGUUGUGGCCGUUGAAGUCACCGGUGGACCAACAAUAGAUUUCGUUCCUGGCAGGAGGGAUUCUUCAGUUUGCCCGGAGGAAGGACGCUUGCCAGAUGCUAAGCAAGGUGCUGCACACCUGAGGGAUGUCUUCUACCGGAUGGGUUUGUCUGACAAAGACAUCGUAGCACUCUCCGGUGGCCAUACUCUGGGGAAGGCACGUCCGGAUAGAUCGGGAUUCGACGGUGCUUGGACAAAGGAUCCUCUUAAGUUCGACAACUCUUAUUUUGUUGAGCUUCUGAAAGGGGAAACUGAUGGGCUCCUGAAGCUGCCUACGGACAAGGUUCUCGUGGAAGACCCCGUUUUCCGCCGGUAUGUGGAACUAUAUGCCAAGGACGAGGACGCCUUCUUCAGGGACUAUGCGGAGUCGCACAAAAAGCUCUCCGAGCUCGGCUUCAAGCCUCCUCGCGCUGCUGCUCUGGCGUACAAAUCGUCCGGAGGCAACAUGAAGGGAUUACUGACGAGAACUGCAACCAUGGUAGCGGUUGCUGCUGCUGUCGUGGCUUGGGCUUACCUACACGGACCCAACAAGAAGCUUGACUGAUUCCAUCUGUACAUCGUCACGAUUCCUCUUACUCUGUGAUGGGUGCUGGGAAACAAAGUUAACGUUCAGAUUUGUCCAAUUGUGUGUCUGUACAUGGACUGUGAAUGUUGUGUUUGUGAUGUCGCACAGAAAUGAAAUAAGAUAAUUUGCAGUUGUAUGAGGAAUCAAUUAUGUUUCAAGUUAUAAACAACACUUCUUUUUA
Brachypodium distachyon (stiff brome) is the source of this 1176-nucleotide messenger RNA. RefSeq names its product probable L-ascorbate peroxidase 3, peroxisomal. NCBI's taxonomy places the organism in Eukaryota, Viridiplantae, Streptophyta, Magnoliopsida, Poales, Poaceae. Gene Ontology annotation, biological process: response to reactive oxygen species; hydrogen peroxide catabolic process; cellular response to oxidative stress. The record is from RefSeq and is a predicted model, not a curated record. Gene Ontology annotation, molecular function: peroxidase activity; heme binding. Bases 90 to 974 code for a protein of 294 amino acids. The transcript is spliced from 8 exons.